Oncorhynchus nerka (sockeye salmon) is the source of this 855-nucleotide messenger RNA. RefSeq names its product heat shock protein 30-like. The record is from RefSeq and is a predicted model, not a curated record. The coding region runs from base 7 to 651 and encodes 214 amino acids. Gene Ontology annotation, biological process: protein refolding; response to heat. Gene Ontology annotation, cellular component: nucleus; cytoplasm. The transcript has a single exon. Lineage: Eukaryota; Metazoa; Chordata; Actinopteri; Salmoniformes; Salmonidae.
CUGAAGAUGCUGUGUUCCCGAGGAUUCCAGUCUUCCCUCAGCCCAUUGAUGGACUUCUACUGGCCUGUGCGCAGUCUAUGGCCAGAGGUCCGACCUCUUCUCAGCCAGCGGGAUCUACUGCAGAGAAACCUGCUAGAAGUCAAGAGCAGUCUGGAUCUGAUGGCACAUCUCCAGCAGCACAUCUUUGAAGAGUUGGACAAUGUCCCAUCCUCUUUGACCAUCCAACCAGUCUCCUACAAGCUGGAUAAAGAUGGAGAGGGCUUUGCCCUGACACUGGACACUAAAGACUUUUCCCCAGAGGAGCUGUCUGUCAAGCAGGUGGGCAGGAAGCUGAAAGUCAGUGGGAAGACAGAGAAGAAGCUGGAUGAUGGGGAAGGCUCCUACUCUUACAGAUGCCAAGAGUUCAGACAAGAGUUUGAUCUGCCUGAAAAGGUGAAUCCUGAGACAGUCACCUGCUCCCUGGCUCAUGACGGGAAACUCCACAUUCAGGCAUCAAAGAAUCCAUUAUCUGGUGAGGAGGAGGUGGCAGAGAGAGUGGUUACCAUCAACUGUAGCCUGGAUGUGGAAACCCCACAAUUCCUGUCAAAGACAGAGGGAAGCAUCACCGACACACAGAAGAAACAAGAGAACAGAGUUUCACAUGAGGACUGAUUUUUAUUUCACUGGAUGAGACAUUUUCUAAUACAUAUUUUUCAUGUUUUGAGACUGUAUGCAUUUACAUUUCAUAUCUUGUAACAAUCAGUAUGAUAUGCUUUUUAAUUUAAUCAAUAAAAUAUUUAAAAAAUGCAGAAUUUUGCAGUUGUUAUGAUCUCUUCAAUGGAUAUCAACAUAAUGACCAUUAUCUAUCUCUCAUCA